UCUGACGCCAUCUCCUGUUUGUGCUUUAGUUUCGUUUCUGUAGGAAGAGCAGAGAUCUCAGCGUCUCAGCGUCACUCUCUCGGUGGUACAACAGCAAAGUAGUAAGGGCUCUUCGGACUGCUAAAUGAACCCCAGAACAAUUAUCGCCGUUGGAGCGGGAGCAGUGGGUGCUGUGGCCCUUGCUCCUGCCGCUCUGGGAGCAGCAGGUUUCACCUCAGCUGGAAUAGCUGCCGGCUCAAUCGCUGCUAAAAUGAUGUCAGCUGCUGCGAUCGCUAACGGAGGAGGUGUGGCAGCAGGAAGUAUGGUGGCUGUUCUGCAGUCAGCAGGUGCUGCCGGCCUGUCAACAACUGCCACUGCUGUAGUGGGCAGUGUUGGAGGAGCAGUGGGCUGGCUGGGAAGCUACUUAUUCGGAAAAUCAAAAAAGGAAGAUAAAGAUGAAGAGGAUGAAAAUGAAUCACUUUGAUUUUUAUGUACUUUCUAAAGGAAAACAUUGCAUCCAUUUACUUGUCAAACAGCUCCGCUGUAAAUCUGUAAAACCUAUGAAAGAUGGUGGAUUAUUUAUUCAGCUCGUAUUUGAUUUUUUGUGGAUGUCUUUGUAUUAAUUAAAAUCCAAUAGUCCUGAAAAUGUU
Messenger RNA from Cheilinus undulatus (humphead wrasse), 629 nucleotides. Its product is annotated as interferon alpha-inducible protein 27-like protein 2A. Gene Ontology annotation, cellular component: mitochondrion; membrane. The record is from RefSeq and is a predicted model, not a curated record. The coding region runs from base 125 to 463 and encodes 112 amino acids. The transcript has 4 exons. Lineage: Eukaryota; Metazoa; Chordata; Actinopteri; Labriformes; Labridae. Gene Ontology annotation, biological process: apoptotic signaling pathway.